Larimichthys crocea (large yellow croaker) is the source of this 1404-nucleotide messenger RNA. RefSeq names its product myelin-oligodendrocyte glycoprotein. Gene Ontology annotation, biological process: T cell receptor signaling pathway; regulation of cytokine production. Gene Ontology annotation, cellular component: external side of plasma membrane. The transcript is spliced from 5 exons. The record is from RefSeq and is a predicted model, not a curated record. Gene Ontology annotation, molecular function: signaling receptor binding. NCBI's taxonomy places the organism in Eukaryota, Metazoa, Chordata, Actinopteri, Sciaenidae. Bases 720 to 1337 code for a protein of 205 amino acids.
GGGGCUGAAGUAGUCCUGAUGAGUAUCUCAGAACAAUACUUUUAUUGUUCAGUAGUCACAACUACACAACAACAACUUUGACUCCCUGAUGAAGGCGUUGACAACGACGUGACAAUGAAGAGUUUUCUUGUCUUCUUUGUGUACACGAGUUUCCUUACAACAACAUCUCAAGUACAUCAAGAAUUUACCGGAAUUUCAACACUGUAACUUUUCUACCAUGAGUUUCCUGAUGGCUGCAGACAGACAUUUGCUUCUUUCGCUUCAUAUGAGAGAGCAUUUAGUCUCACACCUGUUGAUAAACAGCAUUGCCUACAGCAGCGGUCCAACAUGUUCGUUCUUGCUCAUCUACCUGCAUGUUGGUGGCGUCACUCUCUCUUACCCACACUGCCUGCAGAGCAUCCGAGUAUCUAACAAACAUGAUGUUCAUCAUGGGAAAGAGCUCUCUGACAACAAAGUGGUGAAAAUGCACCUUAAUGAAUUAAACUUAAUUAUUACACUUUUUAUAUUGGAUUUUUUAUAUUCAACUUUGUGUUUAAAAGUUGCUUAUCCUGAAAUUUGGCAGAGGUGAUUACAAGCAGAGAGAGGAGGGGCUGUUCCCUCACACUGUGUAGGGAGUGUCGCUUCAUAUUCACUUGUCUGCCAAACAAACAAGCCGCAGUUUCGCAGUUCAUUAAACUUGAAAUCAACUCUUGGGACUUUUCUUCACCCCGCGAACAAAAAUGUUUUUCUCUCUGUUUGUUCUGUUUGUGAUCGGCGCAGUGGAGUCUGAAGUGAUUGCCUCCAAAACAAUUGAGGUAAGAUCUGGUGAAGACGUCAUUCUGCCGUGUAACUUGGCACGUUCAUACGACAUGCAGAGUCUAAGAGUGGAGUGGACACGCGAUGGGAAAGAGGUGCACCUCUACCGUGAAGGGAAUGAUGAUCUAAGUGAUCAGGACAAAGGCUUCAAAGGCAGAACAUCUCUCUUCCGGGAAGAAAUGGCCAGUGGAAACAUUUCGCUGAAACUGAGCAAUGCAACUGCACAGGAUUCAGGAAAUUACACCUGCUAUGUUAAAGCCAAAAACUUCCCUGAGCACUUCAAGCAAUGCUCCAUUGUUCUUAAGGAAGUGAAAGUGGGCAUGGAUCAUGGGAUUAACCCUGACGGUAUCAGUACUGGUACUAUAGUUGCCAUUGCUGUCAUCAUUGCCAUCGUUGCCGGUGUUGGACUCUUUCUACUUGUGAAGAAUAGAAAGAUCAAGAUGUGUUCAGGACAAAGAAGACGACAGCAAAGCAUGGAGGAGAACAACGAUGUCAGAAUGAACCUGAACAACAUGAGAAAUGACGACCCCGCAGACCGAUGACUGACCUAUAACUUAGAUUUUUUUACAUUUUUGAAAUAUUUUUUCAGUAAAACAUUUAACAAUGUCA